GCGCGCCACUCACUCAGUCACUGUUCACUGUCAUCCCGUCAAACACAUUGAAAAUGUAUCGAUUGGUGUUAUGCCUCGCUGUUUUCAAUUUUGUGGAGCCUCAUCAGUGGUGUAACAAACAUACGACACUCUGCCAUAGACAUCAUCAUGACUACAAACGCCGUCAUGAACCUAGAGACGAUAGAUUCUUUCAACGCCUCGCCAACGACCUAAUCGAAGUUGACAGCAAAGCUAAGAUGUUCUGCGCUCAAAACCAGGGGAUCACUGCUAAGGAAAUUUAUGAGCAAGAUGUCUACAAAUAUAUCGUCAGUCUUCCUAGUUACAAUGAGAGUAAAAUUGAAGUGAAGAUCAAGCAUCGUGUGCUUUACAUCAAAGCUGAGAAAGAUGAAAACACUAAGUAUGUGAACGUGAAGAUACUAACUGAUCUGCUGAACACUGCUUCUGCUAAGUGGUACUAUGGUAACGGAGAACUGACAAUAGCUGUGCCUUACAAAGUGGCUGUGGCGAAAGAAUUGCCAACGAACUGUGGAGAUGAAAUUAACAGCAAUAUUAUCGAGGUUCCCAAGGCUGAUUAUGAACCGGAUGAAAAUCCAGAUAUUGAUGUGAGGUUCUCGCAGAAGGCUGAACAUGUGAAUAUUACGGAAAAUAUUGUGUAAUGUGAGCUUGUCUUUAUCAAUGCAUUUUUCGAGAAAAGUGACAACUAUACAACAUAAUGUCUGUGUAUUGUCUGCCCUGAUAUUUUGUUAAUUGCAAUACAUAAAUCCUAUAAUUAUA
Molecule: messenger RNA, 774 nt
Organism: Leguminivora glycinivorella
Lineage: Eukaryota; Metazoa; Arthropoda; Insecta; Lepidoptera; Tortricidae
Exons: 1
Coding region: 54-656 (200 amino acids)
Source: RefSeq, a predicted model, not a curated record